Molecule: messenger RNA, 2520 nt
Organism: Lates calcarifer (barramundi perch)
Lineage: Eukaryota; Metazoa; Chordata; Actinopteri; Centropomidae
Gene: sdr42e2
Product: short chain dehydrogenase/reductase family 42E, member 2
Exons: 11
Coding region: 611-2077 (488 amino acids)
Biological process (GO): steroid biosynthetic process
Molecular function (GO): 3-beta-hydroxy-Delta5-steroid dehydrogenase (NAD+) activity
Source: RefSeq, a predicted model, not a curated record
ACUGAUUCAAAGCUCUUCAUGAGGAUGUGGUGAUAUGUAAGUUGUAUGCAAAUGUUGAUCACAAUCAUGUUGCUUUCAUAAAGUCUCAUUUUAAGACAUUUGUAGAAAUACUUUAUGGUGUCUUGUAGGUUUAUUGUACAACCACAGUUGAUGUACAAUGUUACAAAAUACUGUUAUUCAGUCGUUUAAAAUACAUACAAGUGAAACAGUGAGUUCUGGCAUUCUGACAUUUUCACUUUCAACUCUGCUCCUCUUUUAACAAGCAGUGCUCAGUCAUUAUAAACUCAGUCUGUGCAGCCAAACAUCGUUCAAAUCCACAGAACCUUGUCUUAAGUAACAAUGAAAGUGACAAAGAUUCUAAGUAUAUUAAAUAUGUUGGCUAAAGUUGGAUGAAAUGUGAAUAUAAUGAAACAAAAUACAUCUGAUGGAAUGGUACAACCACCAAAAGUCCUCACUCAGUGUAAACAUCAGAUCCUGUAUCUUCAGUAAAGAGCUGGAACAAGCUGGUACAGAAUAUAGAUUAUUUGGCACAGUCAGAAAAUGUGAGAUUAUUCUUUAUAGGUCAGACUUUAAUGAAUAACCAGUAUCUCCCCUCCUUCAACCCAUCAGGAUGUCUAUGGAGCUGUGUGGUCCCAACAUGAGUGCGAGUGGAGGCUCUCUGUGCCAGGUGAAGCAGCUUCCCUGCCACAGCGUCCCCCUUUGUCGCCUGCAGGCCAGUGGGCACCAUGCGCACAACCACCCCCUCCUCACCCACCAGCCGUGGGUCAACCACCCGGCCCCAGCCGUCGUCUCCAGCCCGGCUGUGGCCGUCCGACACAGGGUGAACGGGGCCACAGCGGCCGGCUGCAGCAGCCCGGAGUGCCCGGCCUCCAGGCCGGGCGAGGAGGCGGCACUGGCCCGGGGCGUCUCCGCAGGGAAGGUGGUGGUGACGGGAGGCGGGGGGUACUUUGGCUUCAGGCUGGGGAGAGAACUGGCCCGUCAGGGGAUGUCUGUGAUCCUUCUGGACAAGAACAAACCUCCCUGUGAUGUCCCUGAUGGAGCGGUCUUCUAUCAGAGUGACAUUCGCGACUACACCUCCCUCUAUAAAGUAUGUGAAGGGGUCGACUGUAUAUUCCACACAGCGUCCUAUGGCAUGUCCGGGCCAGAACAGCUGAGGAAAGAGCAGGUGGAGUCGGUCAACGUUGGAGGGACUAAUAAUGUUAUAAACGUUUGUAAGGAGAGGAGCAUUCCCCGGCUGGUGUACACCAGUACCAUCAACGUGGUGUUUGCUGGGAAACCAAUUGAGGAUGGAGAUGAGGCUUCAGUGCCGUAUGUUCCCGCCGAUGUGCACAUUGACCACUACUCCAGAACUAAAGCGAUUGCAGAGCAGAUGGUUCUCUCAGCCAACGGAUGCUCCCUGAAAGGUGGAGAACUGCUGCGGACCUGCGUCCUGCGACCCUGUGGCAUCUAUGGACCAGAGGAGAGGAGGCAUCUUCACAGAGUGAUGGUGAACGUGGAACGUCGGUUGUUCAGUUUCAGGUUCGGGGACCCCCAGGCCAGGAUGAACUGGGUGCACGUAGACAACUUGGUGCUGGCUCACACGCUGGCAGCUGAGGCUCUCACACUGAAGAGGAGCUGUGUUGCUGGUGGACAGGCCUACUUUAUUAAUGAUGGAGUUUCAGUUAAUCUGUUUGAGUGGCUGACACCUUUGUUUGAAAAGCUGGGCUACAGCAGACCGUUGAUAAGUCUGCCCGUUUCACUGGUCUAUUCAGCAGCCAUCCUGGUGGAAUAUUUGCACAUAGUUCUGCGACCGGUCAUAAACGUGCCUCUCCUUUUUACCAGAAGUGAGGUGAGGAACAUUGCAGUAAGCCACACUUUCAAGAUCAACAAAGCUCAACGAGAGCUAGGUUACUGUCCAAAACCCUACAGCCUGGCGGACUCUGUGGACCACUACCUGAAGUCCCAACAGCCUCGCUCCACCUCACCUCUUUUCAACCUCUCCUGGACCUCCCAGCUGCCCCGGCACCUCGUUCUCUUGCUGCUAAUGGGUCUCAGUCUGGUGCUACUAAUGCUAUCCUGCAUACUCGGUCAGAACUAACCAUUUUCACCGUGCUGGAUGGAUAGCUGCACUAUAAGCUGCCUCAGACAUUGUAAUUUUAAAUAAGACACUUCACUUGCUUAUUAGGAAAUUAAUUGUUUUGCCCAUAAAGUGAUGGUGUGGAUGCAGGUGACAGAUGCAAUAAAAUAUGCCUCAAAUUAAGUUUUCAGAAUUUACGUACAUUACUAACGUAAUUUCCUUAUAUUUAAACACAUGUACGCUCUCCCUUUCAACUUUUUGAUGUUGGUGUAUGUGUGUCUGAUUUCAAAAUGAUGAAACUACCAGGCUGCUGAAGAGUACUAAACCUGAGUUGUGUUGUUGCUAUGAUUUGAUUAAAAGGAAAAAAAUAUCUAACUUUGAAUUACAAAUGUUUAAAUUUUAUUUGAUUGUAUUUAAAGCAUGCUAUCAGUUUAUUUGAGAAAGAUUUGUUGAGAUUUAUUUAG